Messenger RNA from Cheilinus undulatus (humphead wrasse), 6345 nucleotides. Its product is annotated as cerebellar degeneration-related protein 2-like. Bases 270 to 1751 code for a protein of 493 amino acids. The record is from RefSeq and is a predicted model, not a curated record. NCBI's taxonomy places the organism in Eukaryota, Metazoa, Chordata, Actinopteri, Labriformes, Labridae. The transcript is spliced from 6 exons.
AGAGAAGCAGCGGAUGGACUGAGGGCCGGGAUGGGCCGCUGCUGGGCGGAGGUGGGGGGAUGAGAGGCAGAGAGGUGGGAGUGACCGAGGAAACACAGAGAGGAAACACGUAGAGCCACAACACAGCAGCACACUCCCCGGCUCAGAGAAGCCCGGGCUCAGCUCUAGCUAGAAGGAGCGGCUGCUGCCUUCUGGAGGAUCCUGCCCGCCGGAGCUCUAUUGUUCACACAAAAGGGGGGCUUGUUUCUUCGAUUUUCAGGGUUUCCCCCAUGCUCAGUUCAGGCAGGAUGGAGGAGUUUGUGACCGAAGAGGAAGAGCCAUGGUACGACCAGCAGGACCUGGAGCAGGACCUUCACUUGGCAGCAGAGCUGGGGAAGACUCUUCUGGAGAGGAACAAGGAGCUGGAGGACUCUCUGCAGCAGAUGUACAUCACUAAUGAAGAGCAAGUGCAAGAGAUUGAGUACCUGUCAAAGCAGCUGGAGGUUCUCCGGGACAUGAACGAGCAGCACGCCAAAGUGUACGAGCAGCUGGACGGGACUGCCAGAGAGCUGGAACGCACCAAUCACACGCUGGUGACAGACAGCAAGGCUUCACAGCAGAAGAUAGAGAGACUGACAGGAACCAUCGAGACUUUGCAGAACCAGGUGGAGUCUCUCUCGGGGCAGGUGGAGCAGCUUCGCUCCAUGGAGCAGCUCCGGGUCAGGAGGGAGAAGAGAGAGCGGCGUAAGACCAUCCACUCCUUCCCUUGUCUGAGGGAGCUCUGCACAGCACCCAGGUAUGAGGAUGAGUUUGUGGUGGGCAGGGCUGAGAGUUUCUCUGUGGAUGUGAAGCCUCAACCACGUGAGGAGGAGAACCAGCAGUUGAGAGAGGCGGUGUCAGCUCUGAGAGCGGCUGUCCGCACCGAGAGGGGGCGUAGAGAAGGUGUGGAGAGGGAGUGCAACCUCCUCCUCGCAGAGUACUCCCGCCUGCAGACACGAGUCCAGGAUGCUGAGAGCUGCCAGGGAAGGGUGCGGGAGCUGGAAGUAGAGCUUCAGGAGCUGCAGCAGCUCCGUCGUGCUCGGACUUUCCUGCUGGGCGGUGAGGAUGACGGCGUAACUCUUACCCAGACUGUCCUCAACAGCACCCCAGAGACGGACACCUUCCUGGAGGUGGAGGCAGGGGACGCUGGAGGAGGCGUUAGGGAGGAACGAGAGGGCGGUGGAGGUGUGGGAGGACAGGCUCUCCCUGACUCCAGCCCUGUGAGGAAAAGCUGCAGUGACACCGCACUCAACGCCAUUGUGGCCCGAGAUGCGUCUGGCCGCCGAAGAGGCAGCUACGCUCUGCACGCCAACAGCGUGAGGAAGAGGGGGAUGUCCAUCCUCAGAGAGGUAGACGAGCAGUAUCACGCCUUACUGGAGAAGUACGAGGAGUUAUUGGGAAAGUGUAGGCGCCAUGAAGAGAGCCUCUGUCAUGCCGGCGUCCAGACCUCCAGACCUGUCUCCAGAGACCCGUCUAUGAAAGACUGUGCUAUGGGCCCCACCCCAGCACCUCCACCUACACCCACCCAGUCCCCCUCCACACCUGAAGCCAUUGAGAGCAUCAGCAAGCAGGUGGAGGCAGUGGAUAAGCGUCUGGGACAGAACACUCCAGAGUACAAGGCCCUUUUUAAAGAGAUCUUCUCUCGUAUCCAGAAGACCAAGAUGGACAUCAAAGCUACCAAAGCGGCUAAAGCUAGCAAGUCUGGCAAGUCUGGUAAAUCUAGUAAACACUAAGACGUUCAUGAGAGGAAAGGCAUGCUCUGUUACAGUGUGGUGCGCUGAGAUUUGAGAAGAGAGGCUUAUAGAAGCUAGAAUUCAGAGCAAUUAUCUCAAAGAUUUCCACUGCAAUAGUCUGAUAAACAGAGGAGGGGAUCUGUCCUAACACUCUUUAACACACUUUCAUGUAAAGUGAUGAGUCUCCUAAAUGAGUCAACAAGGUUUCUGUGACAGAACAAGCUGAAGUAAUGAUGUGACUGAGAAAGGUUUCACAUCCGGUGUUGUUGCUAACACAAAGUAAUCCAUUAGAGUACUCAGAUCAAUGUUUUGGGAUGAGUGUUCCUGUUUAGGUUGAUGGCACAUCUUUGAAAAUAAGUGAUAUUUACAACCAACAUUUUGCCUUUGAAAUUCUGCCUAUAUCAGGUGUAAAUAUUGGCCUUAUAAACAAGUAAGUUAGUGAAGUUGUAGGUUGGACCAACAGACCUACUUCAGAUAAAGUCUUUUUCUUUAAUUAUCAUCAUUGCUUAAACUUUAAAGUGUUUUAAGGACUGAAAUGUGUUCAUUCUUAAACUUUAAAUUGCGUGUCUAAGAACUGAAAGUUAGGUCAGAACUACUUUGAAAUAUCUGUAUUGACUAAAAUUAUCAGAAAACAUCAGUAUAAAUCCAAUAUUGUACAUGCCUUAAAAGUGUAAGGAACGAUGACAGAUACAGAAAAGUUGUCAGCUGAUGUAGGUCUGUUGGUCUAGCCUAAAACUCCACUAAAGCCGGGUAUACACUGUGUGAUUUCAAGCCGACCAUAUGACAGUCGUGGCAGCAUAUCAACUCAGACUAUACAACUGAAUUGCUUACGACGCACAACCAUCAUCUGGUUCUCCGGGAAGGACUAUGACAGAAAACCGCAGAGUUUCCUUUUUAAAAAGUCUCACACACUGAGGGUGAAGUGUUUCUAGUCAUAUUCUCUCUUUCCCCCCCUUUAUCUUUUCUGUGUCUCUCCCCCCAGCUCUCUCUCUCUCUGCUACUACCUCUCUCUAUCUCACACACAAACAGCGUCACCACCCAGGCAUGAAUAUUUCCUACUCCUGUAUGCCCUCUAUCAUGGAGGGGUUGGGGCAUCAGAAACUAAUUUAGGACGUUGUCUGACAGUUUACAAAGGAAAAACAAUCCCCUAAAGUUGUUAAUUCUGCUUGCGUUUCUGCUCUCACUGUAAAGUAUCUGGAGUUAUAUGACCAAAAUAUCAAACAUGCCAGAAAUCCAUCGGACCAGUCAGGAGCAGGUCGUAGUCGGGUUGUAGUUGGCCGUCGUACCUCCCUGUACACAGUAUGACAAACAACGCCCAAUCCGACUGAAUGUCGGCCUGACUUUAAAGUGAGUCAUGCAACUCAAAAUUCCUGGCUGAAUCGGAGGAAAACCGUACAGUGUAAACCGGCUUAACUUAUCUCUUCAUAAAUCCAAUAUUUACAGCUGAUAUUAGCAGAUUUUAAUGGACAUAAUAUUGGUUGUAAAUAUGGGCAAAAAUCUUUAUAUCUGCCGAUUCUUCUAUCAUGCUGAUAAUAUCAUACAUCCCUAAUUUCUUGCAAAACAAAAGUACUGUAAUGCAUUACUUUCAUUGCUAUUGAAUACAGUAAUGUGACAAGUAACUUUUAAAUGCCAGUAAUCUUGUAACCACUUUAAAUUGUUACCCAACACUGGUUGAUGUCUCACAGUUAAAACGGCUUAAAUAUCUUAACUCUGCUCUUCACCAAUGUGCCUGUGAUCACGGCAUCUCAGUGUAGGAGCUGCAAAACUUAGAUCUGAUUUAAAGUCCCUGUAAAGUGAUGAAAAGAAUAUCUGUAUUUUAGGGUUGUUGUAUGACAGGUCACUGUGUUAUGAACUACUAGGCCAAAUUUCAGUCAUGAAAAACACAACUAAGUUUAUAAAACCAAGCUUCAAAAUUGUGAAGAAUGAGGCUCUUGGAUGGUGAGGGCGGGUCUGUUGAAUGGGCUGAAGCCACGCCCACUCAGGACAAAUAUGAUCCUCUCAGAUUUUAAAAAAUGUUUCUGAUCAGAGCAGCUGCCUGGCUCUGUGCUAGAGCAGAGACAGAAGUCUGAGGUUAAAUUUACUGUUUUCUGGCACAAAUCUGUCUGUUAUGAUAUUUUUAAUGAACUGUAGGCCAACUGGCUGUUAAUUCUCAUUGAAGGAACUGACAUCAGCAAACAACAGACUGUAUUGAGAUGAACUGCUCGGUGAUUUUAUGUCAUGCACGCCUUUGGGGGCGGGGUUAUUCUCCACAGAGACUGUUGAGGUCAUGGGCUCAAAUAAAACCCAGCCAGGAAAGAGGUGAAAAAGUUUCUACCAGUCUAAAUCCAAAAUUCAGUUACAUGUAGAUCUCAGUGUUAUUACUUGCUUACAGCAAUCUUAUUCCAACAUAUCUAGUGUGUUAAAACACAAAGUUUGGAUUUCACUUUACAGGGACUUUAAGAUAACAAUGCCAAGUUAAAUCCAAGUUACAACAUCUAGCCAACGGAAACGAAACAGUGAACCCUCCUCAUAAUAACCACUUAUUCAGUGUCUCUAUCAAGUACACAAAUGCAAUAAAACUGGUUUUACUGUCUUGUUGCACGAACCACAGCGGCACAGUUUUAACAGCCUGCUUUUCAUAAGCCUCAGUGCACAAACUGUCAGAGCUUCACCACUACAAGAACUGCACCACUGAUGAAAAUAGGAGUGGAAAAGAAUAUUAACUGCAUCUUUUGUUUUUUUUUUUAUUGGACUAUACUAACAUAUAAAAUUAGAGUAAGUUAGAAAGUGAUCCUCUCAGGCCACAGUGCUGUCUGCCUCAAGAUUAACCUAGAGGUGCUAAUCAUCCACACAUUACAUAUUUCACUAUACAAAUGAAAGCAGAAGAUUUAAACACACCCCUAGUCUUCAUGUCUACUCUCCUGUACCGGUGUCUGUGUUUGACCUUACAACUGCUUUUUUUUAAUGUUUGCAGUGCCUCCCUCACCCUUUAAUCUAGAGAUGUUGAGGAAAAUGUUUCACCUCAGAGCUAAAUAAGUAGAUUGUCUUGUCUGUAUUGUGAAAAUGAAACUGCAGUCAGUUAGCCACUUAGCCUAGCAAAGUGUGAGAAGUGGGAGAGAGGAAACGGCUUUAUAACUUUGAUGGUGAUGGGUGUAAAGAUUGCAACUCAAGAGCAACAAAAAGGGGAAAAAUGAAAAAGAAUUAAACACAGGAGAUGCUCCUAAUAGAUUAAACUGACACCCCAGGAUGACAGCUGGUGGCGCCACGGAGCUGGAUUAAAGGCAAGAGGAAAACAUGUAUGAAAUAAGCACCUCCUCUCUUCACUGUGUUAAAGUCACUUUGGCUCUGUUAUGAGUGAUAAAGUUAGUCUCUAAUGGACUCCUGCAGCCAACAGCAGCAGCAGAAACAAUGCUAGUUAAGAUAUAAGAGGCAUUUAUUUAUAGUAGUGAGUGAAACCUGCAGUAUAGACUAUAGCUUAGAUAGUUAGACCUGUGUUUGACUGUGUAAGAGUGAAGAUCCCACUUUGAAAAAAGGCUGCUGUCUUGCAAAAGACAAUCGCUGGAGAUUAUUGUCACUAUUUCCUGGGCAUUAUGAACACUCAUCAUAGAGAAGAUAAACAUCCUGGAGUUUCUAGUAAGAUCGCAGACAUUUUAAAUGUUGGAGAAAUAGUUUGUUCCUCAUGCAAUACAUAGACAAGAACAUGAGAAAUGACAGAGGCACAAAAGCCAAACAGGUAACUGAAAAAGGCGGCGUCAAGGAUCUCGAUCCUUUUGAAGAAAACGCAGUGAAAUGUAUUUAACAGUGGUGAGGAAUUUUGUCCCAGGGCCCUUUUUUAUACAAGUGUUGUUUACUAAUAGCUAGAUUCACAUUGUACAGUAGAACUGCAACCAGUAUAAGGCUUUAAACCAGGGCUUUGUCUAACACCUAGCAGUCUUACCAAACUAUAAACUAACCUGCAAAUAUAUUGCACCUUUUUUACCGCAUACAAUACCUAUGCCUUCUUCUGACUAACAAAUAAGCCUUGGUUUAUGUUGUCGAAUGUUAUUAUAGCUCAUUUCUUAUGCGGUUCUUGAGCAGAGUUGAAGUCGUAGCCACGUUUGAGAUGUUUCACACAUGAACAGAGCAGACGUCUGAGGGAGUUCAUGUGCAUUAAAGACAGAAGGAUGGAUGUUUGGCUGGAAUAUGGUUUGGGAAUCAGGGAGGAAUCUUGACGAGGGUUUUUUCCCCUGUUGCAGCAAAGAAUGAUGUUUGAAAACUGUGAUGUUUGAAGUGCAUUUAAGGUUGAUUCUCAUUGAACUCUAAAGCAAGUGAAAGGAGGACUAUGUGUUGCCAAACCAGAGCCCUUCAUCACUGAUAAAGGCUCACAGGGUUUCUGUACUGUAUUGUCUUACCUUUUGCACUUGAAAGUGUUUGUCGCCUCAUUUUUGCAUUCUUAGAAUAGCUCAUAUAAAACUGUACAUGUGUAUUUAUUUGCAAGUGAAUGUUUUUUUUUUUAACUUUUCAGUGCCUGUAUGUGAAUGUCACUAACAAACCGUCAGAAUAAACCUAUUUAAUUUACUUUUUUUACCCAGUUUAAAUGUGUGUAUUAUUAGUUAAUAAAGAUAUUGGAAUCAGA